Ophidiomyces ophidiicola is the source of this 948-nucleotide messenger RNA. RefSeq lists its product as uncharacterized. The record is from RefSeq and is a predicted model, not a curated record. NCBI's taxonomy places the organism in Eukaryota, Fungi, Ascomycota, Eurotiomycetes, Onygenales, Onygenaceae. The coding region runs from base 1 to 948 and encodes 315 amino acids. The transcript has 3 exons.
AUGAUCGAUAUCAAAAUAAAAAAUAAAAAAGUCAAGAAGGAAAAUGAUCACAAAAACAUCUUUGCAAGAGACACCAGCCCAUUCAAGCUCUCGCCGAUUCCAUUUCCACUGCUUCCAGUCUCGUACCCAUUCCCACUUCUCGAUGCUCCCCAAGCGCUGGCACCACCAGCACCUCCCAUCAGCGAUUUCGGCACCCUCACCCCGACUGCGCCCAAGAGCUUCUGUAAUACGCCCCCAGUGAUCAAUGGCAUCACCACCAUCAAAAAUACUUUUACUCCAGUAUGGAUUAUUGUACGGCUGAAGAUAAACUGGCAAGCCAGAUAUUAUUUAGAUACCUCCGCUAAUUGGAGACUAGAUAAAAUCCUGGAGGUUGAUCCCUCUGGCACGCAGCACCAAAUUCGUAAUGCCUACAAACGCGCUGCUCUCAAAUACCACCCUGACCGCGUGCCAGCCACGUCGCCCGACCGGCCAGCUCGCACGAAGAAAUUCCAACAAAUUAACGAUGCCUACUAUGUUCUCUCGGAUCCACAGCGGCGCCGCGAGUACGACGACGCACGCCGCAGCUCUCACUCUGCCGAGUCCUCGUGGACCAGCGCGCACCCACCACCGGAGUCGGAGUCGUUUGCUUCGGACCAGUUUGGAACUAUGUUCGAAGAGAUGCUGCGCGAGGAACGGAUGGCGGCGGGCGACGAGACGGGGGCGGGCGGAGGAGGAGGAGGGGGAUAUUUCUGGUCUGUGGUGGGCGGGCUGAGCGGAGCGGCGAUUGGAUUCAUCGUUGCGAAUUUCCCCGGAGCGGUGGCGGGCGGAGUGGCGGGCAACCGGCUGGGGGCGGUGCGGGACAAGAAGGGGAAGAGCGUGUAUGAAGUGUUCCAGGAGCUGCCGCAGGAGGACAAGGCGCGCGUGCUGGGGCGGCUGGCGGCGCGUGUUCUGCAGUCUGCUGUGUCGUAG